AUGGGUUGUAUUAACUAAAAAAAUAAAACCAUAAAAUUGGAUAGACAGUAAGCCUAUAUUACUAUUUGGAAUCCCAAUAUUAAUGUUUAGCAAGAAAUCUCAACAGACAGAAUACCAGCUGUUGAUUAAUCGCAUUCAAAAUUUUAGGGGUCUAAUCCUAAUAACAUAUUCCUUAACAGGUCAAAAAAAUCGCAUUUGAAAAAAGCAACCUAAAUACUCAAUAUUAAUAAAGAUAAUCAACUAAAGAAGAAAAUUGAAACAUUUAAACAAUACUAUCUGAGAAUCAAUCAAUUUUGGUAAUCACAUUAAAAAGAGUUAGACGAAAUAAUGCUUCAUAUUUAAUAGAAGACCAUCACUUUGAAAUUUUUAUUGAUUAAAAAUGAGCAAUUAUAAAUGGCUCCUCUUGACAUUUUAUUUGUUAAUACUAAUGAAGGCAAAUCUAUAAUCGAACUAAUACUAAAUAAAGUCGAUAAUUACGAUAUCAUUACCUAAUUAUUAUUAGAUUUCAACUUGUUGGAAGCUCAUUUACAAUAAAUAGCUAUUCCAUUAUUCCUCAAGUUGAAGUAUUUGAACACUCAAAUCAAAGUUGAAAAAGCCAUAGAGUUUUUGAAAGCUACUCAAAAAACCAAGUGUAUUGAGGUCAUAUUGACUUCCUCUUAAGAACAAAGAAAAAUAAAAAUCAUUUAAAAUUUCACAAAUAUAUUUUCAUAUAUUGAUCAAUAAAAUAAAUGGCAUUUGAAGUUUUUUAAGAUUCUAUGUUAAGUAAUUAAGGGAGUCAAGACAUUUGAAAAAAAAUAUGAAGAAUAUUUACAAGCAUCAGCAGAAUUUAAAUUAAAAAAUCUUAUCAUAUCAAAAAAAAUUAAAAAAGGGCAUUUUUAAGAAUAAUUAAAAAUGCAUUCAACUCUUGGAGAACUUUAAUUCAACAUUUUCCAUUAAGUGGCUUAAAAUAAAAAGUGGGAUAUCUUUGUUCAAUAUUCAAAUAGUCUAAUCUAAAAUCCCAAUAAUGCUAAGUUGACUCCCUUUAUGAUUUUUUUUUAACGAGCCCCUGUUUAAAUUAUUCUUGAUUAUAUUUAAUAAUUUCCACAAUAACUUGCUAAGGGAAUUGAGUACUCUACUCCUUAAGGACUAAACCUAUUGCAUUGCUUUUGUCUAAAUAAAAACUUGCCAACAAAGAUAGAUAAAACCUGUUAAGAAAUAUUGAAUUUAAUAAAAAAAAGUAAAGAUUUCAAAAAUUUAUUAUUACAACCCUAUUAGGAUUAAAUACCUCUUGUCUUUUAUAUAAACAGUCACAAAAUAGUUGAUUAGACUAUUCUUAAUUUUUUAAGCGAAUCUUUGAGAAAAGACUUUGAUUUCUAUAGACUUGAUACAUUAGCACAGAUUUUAGGAGAAUAAUUGAAAUUCAGGAAAAUAAAAUAAAGGAAACCCAUUAAAGAACUUAAAAGAAUGAAGAAGUAACCCUUUUGCUAAGUUUAAAAUGAAUUAAACAUCGAAUUAAGCUAAGAAUUGUAAGAAUAAUAUCACCUUUAUUACUUACAUUACAUUCAAUUAAUGAAAGCAGUAAUAAAACAAAAAUUUUCAAUUCAAUUCUCCCACUUAAAUGAGUUUUUUACUUUUACAUCUCAUUUUCCCCAUGAUCUAGGAACAGCUCAUCAUUCAUUCCUAUAAAUUAUUCUAUAGACGUAGAAUGAUGAUUUCAUUUUAUAAUAAUUGAAAACGUUCAAGUUUAUUAAUUAUUUGUAAGCAUAGAAAAAAGAGUUAGAUAAAUUCAAAAUUUAAUUGCCAGAAGAUUAUUCAUUGGAUGCAUAACUAUUAGCUAAGCUAAUUUACUUAAAAUAGGAUAUUAAAGAUGAAUCAAGUUUACUUCAAAAAGAAAUUGAUUAAAUAAUUUUGGAAUAGUUUAGAAGAGAUCCAAAGAUGUUGUGGGCAAAAAUUUAUGGUAAUAGCAAAUCAAAGUAGGAAGGACUUACUACAACAUUGUAUUAAUUGAUAAAGUAACUUUUCGAUGCAGUUUUCGUAAAAGAAGUUUUGCAAAUUUGCAUUUAUAAUAAUUUGUAGAAUCCUUCUUUUGAUGUAAUGAAGGAAUUCGUAUUUUAAGAACUGUUAUUAAGAAAUGUAACUAAGUAAGAAGUCGAAUUAAGAAAUUUUUGUGAUAGCUUUCCAAGAUCUAUAGAAUUUAAUGAAACCAUUAAGAAGAUGGCUUCAAAUUAUACUAUUAAACUUUAUUCUUGGAAAUUGGGGAUAGAAAAACACUAAAACUAAUUACAAAUUGGUGAGUUUUACCUUUUUAUACAGCAUUUCAAACCAAAAUAUAUUUAAAACACAAUUUAAUAAUCAAAUGACAAAAAUCAAGGUGGAGUAAAUUAAUAAAUAACAUUCUAGUUCUUAUAAGCUCUUUUACAGUCAGAAAUUACUAUACCUUUGAUAAAUCGAAUUAUUAUUUUGAAUCCUGAGCUAUUCAUACCUAAAAUCUGGUGGUUGACCCAAGAUAGUGUUCCUAACAAAGCGCUGCUUAAAUUUAUUUCAACUCAACGCAUAUAUCCAAUUUAUAUUACUUAACCUAAUAUUAACUAAUUGAGUUUAUUGUUUGAUUGGUAGAUGAGUGGCAUUCAAUUUUAGGUUAUGAAAUUCCCCAAAAAGUAAUAUUUAUUCCAUGAUCUAUCAAUUAAAUCCCAACUGAUAUGCUAUUAAUAAAUUAAUAGACUGCCUUUUGUUAUAGCAUUGGCUAUAGAUGAUUAAUUUAAUGCAGAUUUAACUAGGUUUCUAUAAACUUAGGAAGUUCAAAAGACAAAGGAAGUAAUUUCUUAAAUUUAAUUACACCAAAUGUUAUAAAAUUCAGCAAAAAAAAACAUAUAACUUUUUAUGGAUUACUUUAAUUUAGACGCUUAUUCCAUUAUUUAAAUUUUGAGUUUAAAUCAUUUCUCUACUACUAAAUUAUUUGAUUAUACUCCAUCUGAAAUAUAGGAAGUGAAUAAAUUUAAUUUUAAUCAUCAAGUCCAAUAACUUAUGAAAUAUAAUUUUAAGUAUUCAAAUUAAGUAUGUCCAAUUUUCAUUUUUGAAAAUGUCAAUGAAAAAAAAAUUGCAAAAUCUAAAAGAAAGGUAACUCCUUAUUUUGUUUCAGUAAUCAAUUAUCUUGAUUAUGAAUCCUUAAAUAUGAUUGGUAAAAAUUUAAGAAUUUAAAUUUAUGAGAGAUUAAGCUUUUAAAUCAAUUUAGAUCUAAUUCAUGAUGAGAAGGUAAUAGAAAUAUUAAUUGAGGAUAUGAUCGAAUUGAAAAGAAAGGAGUUUGGAGUUGAAAAAAUAGCAGGAAUAUUUACUCUUACUUUUACAAAAUCAAUUAAUAAAAAUAAAAACAUUGCUGAAAUUUUGUGUCGAUAUUUAACAAAAGAGGAACUCUAAUAUUCAAAAAUAUUCAGUGUAAAUCUGUUAUAUUAAUUGUCUCUUAUUUCUAACGAAAUAUGCAUUUAGUAUUUGAAUAAACUUAAAAUCUAAAAUUAUUAGUUCCUUUAAGUUUAUUAUUAUGCAUUAAACAAUUAAAACAUAGAAUUAUUAAACCAUCUAAUUAAUUAUUAUUAUGAAAAUAGAUUGUCAACUACAUAUGUCUAUACUUACGUACAUUUGAGUCAUAAUGUCAAAAACUACCAUAUUGCCUUAUUCAAGAAGUAUUAUUUGGUUUUUAGUGUCUUACAAUAUUAAUUGUUCUAUAAUACGAUAUAAUUGAGCAGUCAAACUAUUUCAAAGCAUAUUUAAAUGUUUAUCUUAUUUGGAUAUGUAGAAUAACUUAAAUUUUUAAUUUAAUAACCAAAUAUUUAAAAGGAAAUUUAAUAAUCUUACUUCUAUUAUGUAUUAGCAAAAAAAAUGUGUAUAGAAAAUGAAUUCGAAGUUGAAGUUAACAGAUUUCCAGAGCAUUUGAACAAUUAAUAGUUGUAAGUACAGUUAUUGUUUAUGAGAAAAUUUAAAAGGACAUUCUAAUAACAUUGCAUACUCUCUCUUUCUGAACAGAAAUGUUCUUUUAACUUUCAUUCACAAAAUAUUAACUAUUUGGAGACGUUCGAAAUCCUUAAAUAAUUGAUGUCUACUUCAAAAGAAAAAACUGCAGAAUUAGAAGCAUAUGAUGAACUUUACAGUUCCAUCAUAGACCCUAAUCCAAAAUAGAUCAAACUAAAGAAUGAAUUAGUUAAGUACUUCUGUCAACUCUUUAUGAGAACUAAGUCUAUUAAUCAAUAUGUUAAAAAUCGUUAUGAGAGAUAUAUUUCAUUAUUUAAUGCAAAUUCUAAGAGCAUUGAAAUUAUUUUUGAUUUUAGAAAACCAAAAUAAUUUUCUUUAAAUAUGAUUUAGGAGAUUAUGAUCGAAUAUAUCUAAUAGAUUCUCAAAAAAAAGAACAUUAAUUUAGAAAUUUAUGAAAAAUUAGCUGAAUAUAUAUUUAAAUACCAAUUUACAAAUUAAAAAUUGGUUGAGUGUUUAAAUUUGGGACUCUAAAAUUACAAUCUAACUAAAUUUAAUAAUACUACAUAUUACUAUGCUUAACGUUAAGUAAAUUUAUUACCAAAAGCUUACUACAAUUUUUCACAAAAUAAACAUUUCAUCAAUAGAUAUAAUAUUAUUAAAAGCAUAAUGAAUAUAGAUGCAUUAUCGUUAGAUAAAAUGACGCCUAAUUAAGUUCUAUUAAGCAAAGGUCGUAUAGAUCAUAUAAAUUUAAUAAAGUACUCUGAUGCAAAUUUAAUGGCUGCUUUAAUUAGUAAUCACUUUAUGACAAUAACAAAAGUCUUGGAUAUAAGUUAUAAUCCUAAAUAAUUAUGUUUAGACUAUCAGCUUCUUCAUAUCAUUUUGAGAUUUUAAAAUGAGAAAAAUAUCAUCACCUUUUUUGAAAAGUAUAUUUACAAUUAUAUCAAAGACAUUGAUAAAAUAAUGUUGUGUUAAGAUGAAUCUAUUUUACUUUCAAUAGUAUAGAAAAAAUAGUAUCAAGUUUUUGAUAUUAUAAUUGUGUAAUACCUAUAGAAAUUGAUAAAUAGCAAAAAUCUCUAAUAGAUUGUACAAUAGCAUUUGUAAAUGAAAGUAAAAUAAUCCUAAUUGAUGAUUUACUAAUUAGGAAUUUGCUAAAAGUCCUACUUUAUAUUUGAUUUUUUAGAUGGAAUAAUAAAGGCAAAUGAAAUAAAAUAAUUAGUUACCACAUUAGAUUUAAAUUUAGCUCCAAUGUUGUUUAAUUAAAAACAAGGAGAUCAAAAACUUAAUUUAUUUGCUAAAUACUACCUAAAUAACUUAUAAAUACUUUUAAUACCAACAUAUAGAUAAGAAUUGAGACCGUAAAAAAAUUAGAAAAGAAGCUAUUUGAAGAAAAAAAUUAAAGAUAAAUAGAUUGAACAAUAAAUAAUAGAUAAAGAUAUAGAACUUGAAGAUAUUAAAGUUGAUGAUAUAGAAGAUGAAGAGGUAGAAGAUGAAGUUAAAAAAGAUGAAGUUAAAAAUGUUGAAUAUAAAAAAUAAUAAGAUAAAUAAGUUUAAGUAUUGAAGAAAAAGGAUGGUAUACUAGAUAAAUUGAAAAAAGCAGUAAAAAAAGUUUAAAUUAUUGGUGUUUGGAGUUAAGAUAAGAAUAAAGUGAAAAGAACAGUCUAAUUAGAUAAUUUCCUUGAUAUUGAGCAUGCUUGCAUAUACAAGUUAUUUGGGUUUAAUCAAAUGAUUCUUAAAUACUUGAAGAAUAAUUUUAGAUUUUUUUCUUUAUUUCAAAGCUAACCUUAAGACAUUCUACAAGCAAUAGACACUUCCAAAGGACAUCCAAAACUACUUGAAUAUUAUUUAAAUAGUUUGCCUUUGACAGAUCUGAAGGCUAAUUUAGAUUAAAUUGUGAGAAAGUGCUAAUAAUACUAUUUGAUAUAGAAUCCUAUAUUUUAUAAAUCUAUGCUGAAUUUUCCAGAGGAGUUUAUUAAAUUAUUAAAGCCAUCUGAUUUUAAUUUAGAGAUUAGUUUAUUGCUAUCUGUUAAAUUGAAAUAAACGUAGACUCUUCAAAAAUUCAUUGUAAAUCACUUGGAAUUACAAUCAAGCGAAGUAUAGAAUUUUCGUGGAAUAGAAACUUUAUAAUAAAAUUACUUAUUCAUGAUGAGUUUAUUUUUAAAUAAUUUUUCGUUUCCGAUUUUAAAGGAUGGAAUUUAAAAUAUUAAUAUUGAAUUGCUCCUAAAAUGCUAAAAAUUUAUAGAAUAGUAUUUUGAAAAGUAACAGACUAAAAUAUCAAAUGAUGGUUUAGAUUAUAUAUUAGGUUUGUUGAAGAAAGAAAUUACUAUAGGUAACAAAGCUAAAUUCGAAAAAUUACUUAAUUCUUAACAAACAGGAUAAAUUAUAAUUUUAGGAAUUAUUUGGAUUCAAUAGAUUGAAGAACUUGUUAGAUUUUUCUUCUCUAAACUACCUAAAUGGGGUAUCUUUGCGAAGGAAAUUGAGAUUUCUUUUGAUAAUGUUCCAAUUUCAUUUAUAAAUGAACAUUAUGUUUUACCUUUGUAAUAUAAUACUGAUAGAUUUGAAUUGGAUGAAAUCUUAAUAACUGAUUUUAUACCCGUUUUAAAAUAAUUAAAAUAUGAAAGAGUGAUGGAAAAAGAAACCUUACGAUUUUAGGAAUUUUAAGAAAAAUGGCCUUAAUUUAACUUUAAAUUACUAUUUAAAAAAAUUGAUUUUUCUUAAAUACCUUAAUAUUGUUUUGAACAUUUGGAUGACUUUGAGUUGAAUAAAGACGAGUAGAAUUGCAAACCUUUAGUUACUGAAGAAAUAUCAAAUAAGGCUUAAGAAAAUAAAGAUAAUGAGAAUUAAAAUGAUAAUAAUGAUAAAGCUGAUUCUGAUGAUAAUGGUAAAGUUAAUUCUGAUGAUAAUGAUAAAGCUAAAAAUGAAGAUAAUAAAAAUAAUAAAAUUGAUAAUGAUAAUGAUUAAGAUAAUAAAAAAGAAAACGAUAAUUAUAUAGAUAAUGAGGAAGAUGAGGAUGAGGAUGAGGAUGAAGUUGAAGAUGAAGAUAAGGUUAUUGAGGAGGAUAAAAAAGAUAAUGGUAAAAUUAAAAUGAAAGGGAUGAAGCUAAAAAUGCCCGGCAAUAAAAAUCCAAAUCCAAUUACAAAUAAUAGGAAUAAGGAAAAAAAUUAACGUUAAAAAAGCAGAUACUCUAAAUCAAUAUAAAAAUAGAUAAAAAUAAUACCCUGCGGAAUUUAUGAGAGUAUCAUAUUUUUUAAACACCUUCUUGAGCCUUUAGGAGAUAACCAAGAAAAUUAUAAAAUAAGCGAUUUGUAAGUUCCUCAUAAAAAUUUAGAUAACGAUGAUAAAGCAGUGGAACAAUCAACAGUAAUACCUAAAAAGGAAAAAGGGAAAAAUACUGUUGGCAAAAAGUAAUUCAAAUAAAACCUUAAAAUUGUCAAAGCUUUCCUACCAAUGAACAAAUAUAAAUCCAGAUACACUAGUGAAUAGACUACAAUAUUUAUAGAAUUUUAUCAUUUCAAUUAUCCGUAAUCAACAGAUCUAUUUUUACAACAAUUAUCACGUCAAGAAUACCUUGAAUAAUAUAAUCCAAAGGCAUCAUUGGAUUUUUUAAUUUAUAAGUUUAAAUAAUAUCACGAUAACCUAUAAGAGUUGAUCAAAUCUGAAAAGUAUGAAAAAUGGACAAUAACUAUUCCAUACUAUAUUGAAAAUGAAAAAUUCUUUUUCUAAGAAAUUUAAUUCACUCCUUAUGCUAUAUAAUUUAUUUUUUAAAAAUUAUUGAAGUUUAUACAUACUGUUAGAAGUUUUUCAGAUUUUGAGAUUGAUUCUAUCUAAUGGAGAAUAAAUUCGAUAUCAGUACUUUAAGUUUUAGCUAGAGGCAUUUUAAAUACUUAUUUUGCAGAUAAUUUAAAUAUUGAUAUUUUUACUAUAAUAGAUUUUAUCUGUUAAUGGAAACUUUUAUAAAUGUUCUUGGCCUAAAUAAUUUAUAGAAAUAUUAUGUCUUUACCCACAAUUACAAACCUCUUUUCACACAUUUAUGUAGAAUUCUAAGAAAAACCUGUCUCUCAAUAUGAAACUUAAAGUGAUAGCAAUUAUUUUUUGGAUUAAAUAUUUUAAUUUUAAGAAACAGAAUAUCAAAUUUAUCAAAAGAUACUCAUCAUUACUCUAAAUGUGUUUAUAAGAAAAGAUAAACAAUUAAAGAAGUCUAUUUAAUAUUCUAAAUAGUUUCAGCGCAGUUAAUUCAACAAGUCAUCUAUAAUUAAAGCUGCAGAAAUAAAGUUCCACUUAUACAAUGUAAUUAAUGAGUCUGACUUUUUUUUUGAUUUAUUUUAACCUGCAGAUUUGGUUGGAUAUUUAUUUAACAGAUUAGAUAUAGAUACUUACACAUAACUAUUUUCUAAAAAAUUAGGUUAUUUUGUAAAUAAGGAUGUUUCCAUAAUUGUGAAUCAUACUUAAUUAAAGCAAUUAUAUGAAGAAAAAAUAAUAGAAAUAAAAGCGAUAACUAAUAGGUAAAUUAAAGUAGAGAGACAAAAUUAACUUCAAAACGAAUUAUUGAGAUUAAAAGAAUUCUUUAUGGAAAAGGUUAGUAAAUCAUUAUUCGAACAAUUAAAGAGUUAAUCUUUUGAAUAGUUAUUUGAAGUUCAAUUAUCAAUACUACUGUAAUCUAUACGAUAAAAUAAUUAUCUUCAAUAAUCAACAUAGCAAAAUUAUCGAAGGGCAAUUAGGUCUAGCAAAAGCAAAGUUCUUCAAAAAAUAAGUAAGUUUUCAACUUACAAAAUCGUAAGCUUUUAAUUUGGAUUCUAACUCACACCAACUUAUUUUUAAUAAAUAGCAAAGCCUGGAGAUAUGUGUAUGGUUUUAUUUUAAUAACAUGGUUCAAUGAAACUUGAACCUUGCUAAUUAAUUUCUUGUUAAGAUUCUUAGUUGUUGUAUUUUUAUUCUCUUAAGGAUCAAACAACAGCCUUAAGUGUUGAUGACAUAGAUGGCAAAUUUAGAAUGAAUAUUUAGAAGGGAGAUUAAAAUGAUGAAGCUGCAAAAUAAUAAAGUCCCAAAAAAAUGAAUGGUUCUGGGAAAUAAGGAGAGCUUUUAAAUCUUCUUUUUGAAGAUAUAUUGUCUAUUAUUUGGGUUAGAUCAAAAUGGCCAAUUGAAUAAAAUUUCAAUAAUGAAAUUUUGAAUAUACUGUUUAUAGAUUAAAAUGGAAACAUAUUGACGUGUCAUGAAAAGAAAUUUUAGUAAAAAAUUGCUAUGAUCUAAUAAAUUGAGAACGAAUAAUAAAAACAGUAAUUGUUGGAUAAUUUAUUUGGAUAAAAUUUAGUAUCUACUUAUGAUAAAUUUGCACUAACUUAAAUCAUUCCAAUCAUUCCUAGUUAGAUUAAUUAUAAUUUUAGAUUUGAAGAUCAAUAAUAAUCAAAUCAUGUUUAAGAGAGCAAUGAUAUAUAUAUUACAAUUAGUAAUGAUGAUUUCAAAUUGGAAAAAUUAAGUAUAGGUAAUUUUAAUACUGCUUGUUAUUUUGAUUCAAAUUAAAGGUUAUAAAAGUACAUUAAAACACUCAAUAAAUUUACUCAAAGAAUUAAGGAGAUGUCCAAAAUAGUCAUAAAAAUCUAUUUUGAUGAUAAGUUAAACAAAAAUCCUUCCUUUUAUUUGGAACAGUUUUUCGCUCAUAAUAAUCUUUUUGAGAUUUUUGAAUUAGGAUUCAAAGAAUUUUGUGAAGAAAAGCAAUUUCCUCAAAUUGAUAAUUCCCUUUCUUAUCUUUUUGAUGUUUCCUCUUUAACUCAAGUGAAAGAGAGAAUAUUUUGUCAAAUUGUAAAAUAGAUAGAAUUUCAUUUUGAGUUAGAUUAAAAGGAUUAAAAUACAUAAUUUUCAAAUGGUAUUUUGAAAAUUUACAAAUUUUUGGAUUAAAAACAACCACUUAAAUCAGAUAUAAGUUUCUUUAUUUCAAAUUUAAUUGUUCAAUAUGAGAAAUUCGGAAUAACCUCCUUGAUUAUUAAGGAUGAACAGUAUGAAAUUUAAUUAUAAGAUAAUGAUUCUACACUAAGAAUGAAUAGCUUAGCCUCUUAGAAUAACAAGGAGGAACAGCAUGAUAUUUUAUAUCAACAGGAUGAUUCGCCAUAUUUAAUGAAUAACAUAGCCAAUACCAUUCUUCUUACUAAGUACUUAUUCUAAUUGAUGCAAAUAAAAUAGUUGUUAAGAAAUGAUAAAAAACUUACUUUUUUGUUGUAAGAAAACUACUAAGAAAAAUAUUUAUAUCAAAUUUAAAGAUAAGAGAAACAAAUAGUCAUAUCAUAUAAUUUGUUGAAAGAUUUUAGUCUUGAUGAAUUCCUUUUGGAUUACUUAAAUAAUUGUGUUUAUUAAGGCUAGAUUAAAUACGAGAAAUUAUCUGUUGAUAGUCACUUGUUGAAUUGCUAAAUUCUUCAGAAUUUGAUGAUCUUGAAGGAAAAUUAGUAUUACCCAUAAUUAAAAAAGGAGGAGAAGAAUUUGUUUAUAUCUAAAGACUUCUCUAAAUUAUAAGUUUCAGAAUGGAGAUUAGAACCGAAAGAAUAGGAAAGAGGUCUUUUAUUUUUCUAAUGUAAAGGUGUGUUUUAAGCUAUGAUUACAUUUAAGAGUUAGUAGAAGUAUAUUCCUUUAUAUCAAUAUUUUAAACAGAAUAUUAACAGAUAGUUUUUUGGCUAAUCUUUUUAUUUUUUGGUUUCUGGUUUAAAUGAGCGGAUUGAUUUAGAUACUUAAUUAAAUGCGAUAUAAGUGAAAAUGCAAAUAAAUAAGAAAAAUACAAAGCGUUCUUUAAAUUAUUAUAAAAGAUACAUUAAUAAACUGAAGGUCAAUACUAGAUUAAUAACAACGAAUAUUGCUUUGGUUGAAUUAAUUGCUUAAGGAGUCGAUUCUGUAAAAAUCAGAUCAACAACACCCGAAUUAUUAAUAAGUUCUUUAUCUAAUUAGAAUUACACAAAUUCAAUAAUCAUUUAGUUUGAUCCUGAAAAGACAAUGCAGUAAAAUCAAAAUAAAUUAUGUCACAUUGGAAUUCUGAUUGAAAGUAAUAAGGAAAAUGAGAUUUAUAAACCAAUUUCCUUUAGCUAGAAAAAAUUAGUGUCUUUGAAGGAGGAAAAUAGGAAAAUAAUUGAUUUUUUAUAAAAAGGAAUUGAUCAAAGACCUUAAAUUUUCAAGAAAUCUAAUCUAUUACAAGCUAGGUAUGAUUUGUUGGAUCUAUAAAACAACAAUACGAUUAAUACAUUGACUUUUAAUUAAAUAAGUGUUGCAUCAUUUUGUGGCUAGAUGAGAACUGAUUUUAUUGAAUUUUAGGACAUAACAAGUGCUUAAAUUGCAUGUGAGAAUGCACUAUUUGUGCAUUCGCAAUAUUAAUAGAUUCAGAUAUUUCCCAAAGUAUACAAAGAAACAUUAGGAAUUAAGUUUAAAUGGCAACCUAUAAUCAAAGGCAUCUAUAAUUUAUUCUUAGGAGACCAAAAGAUAGAUGGCCAUUUUAUAGUCUUAGCCAAUAAGGUUGAUUAUAGAAGGUGUGAAAUCAUUUUACCUGAAAAAAUACAGACACUCACAUUAUAUCAAACUAUUAAAUAUAUUAUAAAAUUGAGAGAUCAUUUUAAUAAUAUUUAUGGAAAUAUUGAAUCAAAAUUGAAUAAAAUGUAACCAAUAGUUACAACCAAAAGUCAAUUUUCAGAAUCUAUAGUUGAAAUAAACGGUCCAGGUAAAGAAGGAACCAUCACUAUAAAUAUUAAAUUUGUUUAAAUUGAUUUUAUUUAGCAUCAACCUGAGGAUGUUACAAUUAAGAUUUCCCUUUUAGACUAAUUAGAAUCAGAAUGUACUUUUCAUUUGGAAGGACUUACAUUGGAGAUGAGAAUUAUCAAGUUUUAUCAAAAACUAAAAUUUCCAUAAGUCUUUAAAGAAUUAAAGAUCGAAAGAGUUAAUUUCGCAAAGAUGGUGCAGAAGUUGGCUGAUUAAUAAUUAAAAUGUCCACUAAAGAUUACAUAUAUUCGUUCAGGUGAAUAAGGAAGUGAUGAUGGUGGAUUAAGAAGGGAAUUUUAUAAUAAAGUUGGUGAGUUGAUGAAAAGUCAAUCAAAUGGAUUUUUUCGGUUAAAUGCUAAGAGUUAAACAUACUUUUUUUCACCCAAAUUUUAGCCAGAUAAAGAAAAGGAAUAAUAUGCUAUAGCAUUUGGAAAAUUAAUAGCAAAUUCAAUACUAAAUAAGGAAAUAAUAGGAGUACCAUUUGCCCAUUAAUUUUGGAAAUUAAUAUUUAAUAAACCAAUCGUCUUUGAAGACCUUGAAGGCAUUAUGGAUGAUGUUGAAUUUAAAAAUAUAAAAAGUUUGAGGUAGAUGACAAAAGAGGAUAUAGAUUCUCUUUGUAUUACGUUUACACACUCAUAAGGUACUCACAUUAUUAAUUUAAUCCCUAAUGGAUAUAAAAUAUAAGUCACAAUUCAUAAUACAGAGAGGUAUCUCUAAAAGUUAGCAGAUUAUUUAAUUGUUGGAAAAUUUUAAGCUAUUACUCAAAACAUCAUUGAAGGUUUCGAUACAGUCUUAAAUAGACAGCUUUUGAUGGAUUGUUUUGAUGCUACAGAAAUGCACACAUUGACUGUGGGAUCUUCAGAAAUAAAACCUGAAAAAGUCUUAGAAUUAAUGAUAUACAUAAAUGGAUCUGAUUAACUGAUUUAAUUUUUCUAGAAGUUUAUCAACCAAUUAGAAGAUGAAUAAUUACAAGAUUUUCUGUAAUUCCUAACAGGAUCUCCUUAUCUGCCUUGGAAUGCUAAGCCUACUAUAUAAAUUGAAUUUUUAGAAACAAUGAAUGAAACACACUUACCAAGAUCGUAAACAUGUUUUUAUAAAUUAACUCUUCCAUACUAUAAGACUUAUGAAGAUUUAAAGAAAAAAAUGGAAAAAGCAAUUGAAUAUGGAUAAGAAGGAUUUGGAUCCUAUUGA
Paramecium tetraurelia is the source of this 12855-nucleotide messenger RNA. RefSeq lists its product as uncharacterized. The record is from RefSeq and is a predicted model, not a curated record. Gene Ontology annotation, molecular function: ubiquitin protein ligase activity. Gene Ontology annotation, biological process: protein polyubiquitination. NCBI's taxonomy places the organism in Eukaryota, Ciliophora, Oligohymenophorea, Peniculida, Parameciidae. The transcript has 6 exons.